Molecule: messenger RNA, 744 nt
Organism: Haemonchus placei
Lineage: Eukaryota; Metazoa; Nematoda; Chromadorea; Rhabditida; Trichostrongylidae
Source: the annotation of a GenBank genome assembly
AUGUCAGCUGAUGUGUGGCAUUUUUUCUUGAAGGAGGUCGACAAUGCGGAUACUAAAGAAAAUGGCUUCCCUCCAUCUGUAUCGGCUUGGGAGUGGCAGUGGCUACGCCAAGUCGUUGCUCUUCCCGGGAACCAUUUGGAUCUGAGUGAUCCUUUUACACCGGCUAUUCAAUUCAGUUUGGAAUGCGAAGAAUAUUGGAUGGCCUUGCGCCCCGGACCAGACUUCCCGACACAACCGCCGCAAGUAAAUUGUGCCUACCAACAAGGUUUUUCGUUCGAAUGGUCUGUUAACGAAGGGCAGAAUCCAGGGGUAUGCACAACUCUCGCUGAUCUCGUGCAGUGCUACUAUGACUACUGUUCCGCAUUCGAUUUGGCAAUAUUGCAAAUAAAGAUGCUGAAUAAUGACAGGAUGAUGCUCUUAGGUUACUCAUUUCACGAGGAGGACCACGAAUGCCUUGUUGUUCAGAUUCGUGUCAUGCAGGUUCCAGAGGAAACAGUUGUAGUUCACGUCGAUUGGCGAAAUCCAACAGAUUUUCCGCGCUUCAUUUCAUGCUCUGAAGAGCAGAGAUUCCGUAAUUUGAACUGCGAUGAAUGGGACGCGGAUGACAGUUUGUGUAACAAUCUCGCGAAGUUUUUCAUGGAAGGAGCUUGUGAAGGUGAGAUUGAUUUUGAAAGAAUGUUCUGUGUUUUUCACAGCGGCAAUCCUAGUCCCUUGUCUUCGCUUAGUUUCUCAACAAAGGAAUAA